Messenger RNA from Arctia plantaginis, 453 nucleotides. The record is from the annotation of a GenBank genome assembly. Lineage: Eukaryota; Metazoa; Arthropoda; Insecta; Lepidoptera; Erebidae.
AUGUGUGACUGCGCUGAAACCUUUCGUAGGAAGAGCUGUCCGCGGCCUGGUGGCGAGGAACCGGAUUCAAGAUCAUCUCCUGACCGUCCCGACCGCAACAAGGCAGUGCUAUUAGCAUUUUCGGCGCUGUUAUGCGGCCUAUUUGGUUUUAUGCUAUAUUCACUUGACCGUCGCACCAUCAAGAAAAUACUCACAAUGCUGGGUCUCGGAUUUCUGAUUGCACAGCCAACCAAAUCAGAACCCCAUAAACCGUGUAUUCCUCGACCUAAUCCAUGUCUUAAGAGACCGGAUCCCUCUGAACCUAAAGUGGUCUCUGACAGUCCUGUACCCAAGACCUGUAAGUGCAGAGAAAAGAAACCAUCGACCUGCGACGCGCCACCGUCGCCGCCACCGUCCUGUUUGCCCCCGCCGCCACCUCCAGAGAAAAAGUGUCAAUGUUGUCCUAAUUCCUGA